This is a messenger RNA of Kwoniella mangroviensis CBS 8507, 1179 nucleotides long. RefSeq lists its product as uncharacterized. NCBI's taxonomy places the organism in Eukaryota, Fungi, Basidiomycota, Tremellomycetes, Tremellales, Cryptococcaceae. The transcript has a single exon. The record is from RefSeq and is a predicted model, not a curated record. Bases 1 to 1179 code for a protein of 392 amino acids.
AUGCCUGCCCGCAAAGCCAAAGCUAACCCCAUCCGACUCCCCUUGACCGAAAAGGACACCAGCUCUCUCGCCAAUGUACCUCAUCCUGCCAAGUCCGCCGCAACAUCCGCCAAAGGCAAGAAGAGGGACAUUGACUCUCUCAUGGACGCAGCCAACGCAAUCGUAUCAAAUGAGAACCAGAACCAACCUAAACCUGGUCCUAAAUCAAUCAUCAAGCGAGGAGAGAUAUUUGAUCCUGAUCAACAUCCCAAUGGAUUCAUAAUGGUGGGUUCCAUCCCUGAGGCGGACAUAGCAGAAUUAGAGGAUUCUUCUUUAAAUAUGUCAGAUAUGUCAGAUGAGGAUGAGGAUGAGGACGAUCUGAUGUUGAAUAUCAUCAAAUAUUCACCUAGUCAGAUUAGAAAUAAGAUACGAUCGUUUAUCAAUUCCGGUGAAAUGAAGGUGUAUCAAUUUUGCGAUGCUAUAGGAGUCAGUAAUGGUUCCUAUCAGAGGUUUAUGAAGGAGAGUGGACAGAAGGGACAAUGGAGUGAUACGUAUGCUGGAGCACAUAUGUUUUUCUUAAAGAGGGAAAGGAUGGGAAUCAAGAUACCACGCAAAAAGAAGAACGAUAAUACUCCUGCGAGCAAGAAAGCCAAGACGACUUCGAUCGAUCAAGAUAGAACCAAGAUGAAAUCUCCGUCUAAGAAAGAUUUAGAAGAUGAAUAUGAUGUUAGUUCAAUUACACUUGAUGGAGAAGACAAACCAGGUGGAAUAGCAGUGUACGAUACGUGCGAUGAUGUUCGGACGAAGAUCAAUGCCCAUCUUAGGAAACCUGGAGUCACAAUGGCAUCGUUCAAUCGAGCUAUUGCAAGAACUUAUAAAAAACAAGUCCCAUCUCAAGAAGUGACUAUUCAACAUAAACAGCUUAAAGAUUUUUUGGAGAAACACGGGUCCAGAUCUGGCUGUACUUCUAAAGUAUUUUACGGGUCGUAUAUAUACUUUGAAAAAUUAAGGAUCAAACAGAAUAAACCGAAGUCCAAGAAAAGAGAAGAGAUGGAGAAGAUGCAUGGUACGAAAGGAUUGGAUAUAAAGACGGAUCAGAAUCACAUGCAUUUCUGGGGUAUGGAAGGUGAAAGUUUCCAUGAAGAUAGUUAUGGAAGGACCAAUUUGAUCAGUGGUCGAGGAAGAAAAAUGAUAAUUUAA